AUGCCCAAGCUGCUGUCCCCGGCCCGAGCGGCCGUUUGGUUUAUCACCGUUCUGCAACUCCUGCUAUCCUUUUGGUCCUCGUCCUACAGCAACGGCAACUUGCAUCACGAUUCUUACGGCAUCCACCAUCAACACCAACGAGAUACUGAUACGCGAUUGACGAAACAUUCAGCGCCAGCAGGACUGGGCUUCAUGAUGGCAGAAGCCCAUCCAUUCCCACACAAGUGUGUCAACAGCACAACCGAGGCCACCCGGUCAUUCGUCGAGUCCCUGUUCACAGCUGUCGCGCUGGACAAUUUCGGAACAUCUUUCGCCGCUGCCCUGUCCGACGACCUGGUGUGGACGGUUACCGGAAGCAGUCCGAUCGCGGGCACAUACAAUGGCAAACAGGUCUACAUUGACAAAGUGCUCACACCCUUGCGAGACGUGCUGGUGACCCUCCCCGUGCCGAUUGUCGAGCACAUCUUUGCCGACGGCGACUGGGCGACGGUGAACUGGCGGAGUCAGGGCGUAGUGGGCAAGAACGGUGCAAACUACGACAUGCAGUAUGCGUGGCUGAUGAGGACAGAGCUGGACGACACGGGCGCCCGGAAGAUUGUCGAAGUCAUUGGGUUCUACGACAGCGUCAAAGUCACGGCUGUUUUUGCGGGCUAUGUCUUCAACACCACCAAAGUCUGA
Cladophialophora bantiana CBS 173.52 is the source of this 678-nucleotide messenger RNA. RefSeq lists its product as uncharacterized. The record is from RefSeq and is a predicted model, not a curated record. The coding region runs from base 1 to 678 and encodes 225 amino acids. The transcript has a single exon. Lineage: Eukaryota; Fungi; Ascomycota; Eurotiomycetes; Chaetothyriales; Herpotrichiellaceae.